Molecule: messenger RNA, 1579 nt
Organism: Vigna angularis (adzuki bean)
Lineage: Eukaryota; Viridiplantae; Streptophyta; Magnoliopsida; Fabales; Fabaceae
Product: CRIB domain-containing protein RIC1
Exons: 4
Coding region: 818-1435 (205 amino acids)
Source: RefSeq, a predicted model, not a curated record
UAUAAAAUUGUAAGUUGAGAAGAAAAUGAAAGUGUUAAAAUAUAAUCGAUCUAAAAAUAAACAAUUCAUAAAAAGUUGAAAAGGAUAAAACAUUUGUCUUAUUAAUAGAAUGAGUUGUGAACCUUUGAUUUAGAAAGGAUAGGAGUCCCAAAAAUAGGUUUUGCACCUGAAAAAUGCAGUGCUACAUAGCUGGAUUUUCACCUAAAAAGGCGUUGAGCUACUGGUUUUGAUUUGAGGAAGAGGGUGGUUGAUCAAAAACCAAUGUUGUUUUUGUUUUCACUUUUGAGAUUAUGCCACCCUGAAGACUCCCUCUUCAUGGUUGGUUAUUUCUCCCACACAACCACCAACACGAACCAACCAUGCAUAUCUUUUUCUCUGCAUGACACUUACCUUCAAACUUUACCUGCAUUCAUGUCUCUAUCUCAAUGCUUCCUCACUUCUUCAUGCUUCAGCUUUUCUGAUUUCAACAAUAUUACCACCUUAUCUAAACUCAUAUAUAUAAUAUGAUUUUUGUAAACUUUUCUUCUCAAAGUAGACAGGUAAGUCUUCUUGAUAAUAACACCUUUUUCUUUUCUUACCAUCAGAGAAAAAAACUUUCUCAACCAUCAAGUAAUAUGGUCAUCAAAAUUAUAUCAGUGGUUAGAGGGAAGGUUUCUUAUUAUGUGAUCAGUUGACUCACUUUUUUCUUUUCUUUUCUUUGCUUUUCAGAAGGGUUUUAGCUUAUUAUUCCACUGAAUAUUGAAUACAAUCAGCACCAAUAUUUUAAGUGAAAGAUUUUUGGUGUAGAGAUAUCAACAAACUUUAUUUACAUUGAUUAAUGUCGACCAAGGUGAAAGGCUUCCUUAAAGGAUUUAAAUACAUUUCCCAAAUAUUUGACGAGAAAGAAGAACAGUUUCAAAUUGGAUUACCAACUGAUGUAAAACAUGUGGCACAUAUUGGAUCAGAUGAUCCAUCAGCAAAUGCACCAACCUGGAUGACAGAAUUCAAAGGAGGAACUAAAGAAACCUCAUCAGUGAUGAACCCUAAUCCAGAAGGUGAACGCGAGAAAAGUUCGAGAAAUUCGAAGUCCCGCCACCACCUGAUUCCCAAGUCCCGUCACCAAUCCAUGGAGACGGAGAACAACGCGCCUAGACCGAAGAGCACGCGCCGCAGCCAUCGGUCCUCCGACCCCUCCUCAGAGACCACAAACCAAGACUCUUCCACCGGCGGCUCCCGCCACCGGAGACACCGGCGCGGGUCAAACCCAGGCGGUGAAUCGCCAUCCGCCCAGGAUAUGCCGCCGAGAAGCAGCCGGCGGAAAUCGAAGAACUUAGAGGACGGUUCCGUUAAGAAAUCGUCGGCAAGAUCGUCGAAAGGAGACUCUCUGAGUGACAUUUCGAUUUCAGAUUUUGGGUCUGGUUCUGAAAGUGGGCCUCUUGAGCCCAUUAGGGUUUAAAUUGGGCUGAGUGAAAGAGAGAGUAAUAUAAUAUGUGAAGAAAGAGUUUAGGGAGGGAGGGAGAGAGAGAAAAGAGAAGAUUGAUAUGCUGUUUUGCAAAUUGUAAAUUAUUAUUUCAGGUUUUUAUGCAAUUCUUUUAUUGAA